Messenger RNA from Prorocentrum cordatum, 2216 nucleotides. The record is from the annotation of a GenBank genome assembly. Lineage: Eukaryota; Dinophyceae; Prorocentrales; Prorocentraceae.
AGAGGGUCUGGCUCAAGCGACCGAUGCGCCUGGGCAGUCGGGCUGGCUGGCAUUGCGUUGGCCGUGGUGCCCCCUGGUCCCUACGGAGCACUAGUGCCCACGCACCACACGCCGCGCCUGCCGGCCGCGCCGAUGCUGAGCGCGCUUGGCUUGUGGGAGGAGACUGCAGACGCCACAUCGCCCACGGACCGCGCUCAUGUUGAGGACGACUCCCUGCGCGCGCACCAGAAGGGCGAGCCUGGAGGCCCUGAGCCCGCAGGCCCAGCCGCCGAUGGCUGGAGCGUUAUCUGCGACGCCUUCAGCGACGUCUCGGCGAGCCUCAGCGAGGUGUUUGUGACAAGAGAAGCAGCCGGGGACGACUAUGAGAGAUAUGAUCGCCGUGCGGCUAGAUCCAUGCCCCCCAGGGCUUGCCGCGACAGCACGCCUCUCUCUGGCGACAGCGAGCACUGGAGGAGGGCCCGGUCGCAGGAGCUGAGCAGGGCGCAGUUGGAGGGCCCCAGCGUGGCGGGCGGACAGAUCCGCAAGAUGCUCAGCGCGCGCUCCAUCACCCCGACACCCAUGGGCCGCAGGGCCACCAGCAGGGAGGCGGAGCACGAGGAGGUGGGCCCCGUCCAGCGCGCGCCGCAGUUCACGAAGAUGCCCAGCGGGCGGCCGGGGCGGUCCGUCACCCCGCCGCCCAUGGGCCGCAGGGCCACCGGCAGGGGCCCUCCUCGGGAGGCGAAGGACGAGGACGAGGACGAGGCGGGCGACGACACUCUGGGGCCCAUGGGCCCGGCCAGCUCCUCGGGCGACGGCAAGCGGUCGGGAAGAGCCCCGGCGCCGGAGGCAGGCAGGGCGCCGCAGGAGGGCCCCAGCGUGCCCGGAAGGCGGCUCCGCACCAUUCUCAACGGCGGUCCGCCGCAGCGCUCCGCCCAGGAGGCCGCCCCGGCCCCCGUGGGCCGCAGGGACACCGGCAGGGGCCCUCCCGUCUUCGAGGCCGCAGCCACCCCCGCGGCUUUGCUGGGCGCGGGGCUCGUGGUGGACCAGGAGCCCCUGCUGGGCGCGGGCCUGCUGCCCGUGCGCACGAGGCGGGAGUCGCGGGAGUCGCAGGAGGAGAAGAGCGUGCAGUUCAGGGAGACCAACUCUUGCUUCUCUGGCGGGGGCACGAGAUACAUCGAGGACAUGUCGGACCGCCAGCAGCCGCGGCCGACCCCCCGGCGGGGAAGCGGUGGUCGGCGGCAGCGGUCGUCGCGGGGCGAGAGCGGGGAGGGGCGGGAGAGCGGUUCCGACAUCUCUGGCUCGGAGAAGGCCGGCAGCGUCUUCCAGAAGAUAUACGAGGAUCUCGCCGGCGGCGGCGCCUAGGAUUAAGUUGGAAGAUCACCCGGGCAGUGAGCGGCGUCCGCCUCCCAAUGCUGCCACUGGGCGCGCAGGCCACAGCGCGGCGCGUCGAUGGCCUGGCCCAUGGUGCGCGCCAGCGCGCGCUGCCGACAUCGAGAGGCGAAAAUCACCGAAUGGUCCUCUCUUUGGGCGCUGCCGUCUGCAGAUCCCUCGCGAUGAAAGUCUCGUGGAAUGUGCUAUAACUUUUUUCCCAGCCGCGUGGAUGUCGACCCUGGUUGAGCGGGAUGCAGUCGUUCUGGCGCCAAUUGCCGCAUGGCGUCGGCAACCUCUGCCGCUCGGGCAGAUGGAAUGGGAAGCGCGCGGUCCCUGAUACAUAAAAUGGCGCCCGGACGGCCGCCGCGGUCUGUCGCGGCCCCCCUGCGAGGCUAGGGGGGGAGCGCGAGGGAAAAGAACGCGAAUAUAAUCUAGCGCCUGCAGUCUCUCAACGACAUCGAAGGGACCUGAAGACGCGCCACACAGAGCUUGGCGGCACGGUGACGGGUUACAGGUGAAUUCGCAUCGAUAGUUGAACCUAUAGCAGGCCGAUUACAUAUAAGUUACGGAUCAGCACGACUAGUGCUCCCUCUGCCCCUUUGUCUAGCAUUCUCUUCGCCAUUGGGGUUCACCUCCCGAGUGUGAUAUCGCUGGCCGUUGGGCCUCUCGCGAUACACGGCGCGGCGCCCUCAGCCAAGUUAUAAGCUUUCUCCAGUUCGUGGGUCGCAGCACCUGCAAGGCCCACAGUAGGUUGGUUUGGUCCGAGUUGGCCACAUGGCGUGCUUCUUUUGUUUCACUUUGUUGAGCGCUGCAUUUCAGUGGGACAUAGUGAGACGCGCUGGUCUCCAUCAUUAUUGAAAAGAGCA